Molecule: messenger RNA, 1308 nt
Organism: Neohortaea acidophila
Lineage: Eukaryota; Fungi; Ascomycota; Dothideomycetes; Mycosphaerellales; Teratosphaeriaceae
Exons: 3
Coding region: 68-1258 (396 amino acids)
Molecular function (GO): protein binding
Source: RefSeq, a predicted model, not a curated record
CAAAACGGGCCGGAAGGAUUUCAUCGCGCAACAUGAACUUCAACUUUUGACGAACUACCUCCAUUUCAUGGCAUCAAUUGCCUCAAUCCAAACCCUCACGCUAGACCUUCCUCCCAGCUGUAUUGCCUUCUGUUCAGCACAUCCGGAUUUGUUCGUAGUUGGCACCUACUUCUUGCACCCGCAAGCCCAAACCAGCCCGAACUCUGGCGCUGUCGAUGGAGUAGUCGAUGCAGAGGGGGGGAAUGUAGACGAGACUCGGCCGGUAGAGGCCAAGAGGACAGGCAGUCUGAUUCUCUUCCGCCUUGACGGCGACACGAUCACGCAAAUCGAAACUCAAGAGACCGACGCCGCCAUCUUAGAUCUCCAAUGGUCGCCGCACACGCCCACGCUCCUGGCCGUCGCCACCUCGGACGGCUUGGUGAAGUUCUACAACCUUCGCCCUGAAGACGGGACGGCUUCGCCAUCGCUGGUCGAAUCCGACAACUGGAUCCUCGUUGCAGAAGACGCUCUCGCUUUAUCACUGGCAUGGCAUCCCACUCGAGCAUCCUGUCUAGGCGUCACAAUGUCCGAUGGCGCCGUCUACCUCUGCGAGAGCGAGAGCUCCUCAGACAGCGAAAUCUGGGAACCAGGCUCAACGACAGAUGUCCAAGAAGUGCACCGCCACGACCUGGAAGCAUGGACAAUGGCAUGGCUAGGAGAGGAAGUGGGCUUGCUGUCAGGAGGCGACGACGCCGUUCUCCGCUACUUUAAUCACGACGCCGCUGGACAGGCUGUCAAGUGGUUUGAUCGCAGGUUUCACGGCGCGGGCGUCACUGCCAUCCUACCUCUGACGCCUGAGCUGGCGCUUACGGGGAGCUACGAUGAUCAUAUCCGCCUCAUCUCCUGUCCGGCGAUGGGAAGGCGAGAAGUCAAGGCCGAGCUCCGGCUUGGAGGCGGCGUAUGGCGGCUGAAAGUGCUCGAAAGGGAAGGAAGUAGUGCUGAGGCUGAAGACGGGAUACAGAGGGCGGGAAGCUACAGCCUUAUCAUCCUGGCGAGCUGCAUGCACGCCGGCACCCGCAUUGUUCGGCUGAGGAGGAGGGGGAGAAGUGGGGAGUGGGAGUUCGACGUCAUGGCCAAGUUCGAGGAGCACGAGAGCAUGAAUUACGGGAGUGAUGUGCAGCCUGGCAGUAGGGGCCGAGAGAAGACGAUAGUCAGCACCAGCUUCUACGACAAGCGGAUGUGUCUGUGGCGGUACGACAUAUCCCGCGGGAUGGAGUAAGACAUGAAGCAGGCCAAGGAAAUGCCAUUGUACAAGCCGGGAAAAUGAGG